UGUUUUUAUUUUCAUAUCUACGGAAUAGUCCGCAUAGGGCUUUCGUAAUCAAUUACAUACGUAGUUUUCUGGAUAGCAAUCGAGGUUAUAAAAGAGAGAGGAGAGACGACUGAACAGAAUAAUAAGUUAUCGAAGGUGUUCUUGUGUGAGCAUGACAACAUAUACAGACAAGGGAGAAAAACCUGAAGGAGGAAAAUUCUUACGUUUUGACCACAUCAAAUUCUACGUAGGAAACGCAAAACAGGCGGCAAGUUAUUAUGUGUCGAGACUAGGUUUUGAAUAUGCUGGAUACCGAGGAUUGGAAACUGGGGAAAGAGAAUAUGCAAAUCAUGCUGUUAGGCAGAACGAUAUUAUAUUCGUGUUUCAAUCGGCUUACAGUCCAAACGAGGAAGAAGUAAAUCAACAUGUUGCUAAACAUGGGGAUGGAGUGAAAGACGUAGCUUUCGCAGUGGAUGAUUUGGAUAGUAUUGUUCUGAGAGCUAAGCAAAGAGGUGCUACAAUAGUAAAAGAUAUUUGGCAGGAAGCUGACCUCAAUGGUAUUGUACGAUUUGCAACAGUCCAAACGUAUGGCGACACAACCCACACAUUUGUCGAUAGAAGUCUAUAUAGGGGUCACUUUUUACCGGGAUAUGUAGCUUCUCCUACUGAUUUGAUGACAAAGGCCUUGCCCCCAGCCAACCUAGACUUUAUUGACCACGUUGUGGGAAACCAGCCAGAAGACUCCAUGGAAUCGGCUGCCAAAUGGUACGAAGAAGUCCUUCAGUUUCAUCGGUUUUGGUCAGUUGAUGAUACUCAACUACACACCGAGUACUCAGCAUUGAGGUCCAUAGUUAUGAGUAAUUGGGAAGAGAACAUUAAGCUUCCAAUCAAUGAACCAGCUCCUGGUAAGAAAAAGAGUCAAAUUGAGGAAUACGUCGAUUAUUAUGGCGGAGCUGGAGUACAACAUAUCGCUUUGAAUACCCAAGAUAUAAUCACUUCAGUGAAAAAUUUAAAAGCAAGAGGAAUUGAGUUUUUAGAUAUUCCAGAUGAAUAUUAUAAUAUUCUUAGAAAAAGAUUAAGCACCAGUGGUGUGCAAAUUUUAGAAGACUUGAAAAUAUUACAGGAGUUAAAAAUUUUAAUUGACUAUGAUGAAGAUGGAUAUUUACUUCAGAUAUUCACAAAAAAUCUUCAAGACAGGCCAACCCUGUUCAUCGAAGUUAUCCAGAGAAGAAACCACAAUGGUUUUGGAGCAGGCAACUUUAAGGCACUUUUCACAGCUAUAGAAAUUGAGCAAGCUAAGCGUGGUAAUUUAUAAACUUAUACAUUUUUUUUAUACUGUAAAUAUUAUUGUGAUUAUUUUUAUAUACAUAACCAACUCAAUAAAGUAUGUUUUGUUCUAUAUUGCA
Molecule: messenger RNA, 1385 nt
Organism: Coccinella septempunctata (seven-spotted ladybird)
Lineage: Eukaryota; Metazoa; Arthropoda; Insecta; Coleoptera; Coccinellidae
Product: 4-hydroxyphenylpyruvate dioxygenase
Exons: 10
Coding region: 152-1294 (380 amino acids)
Biological process (GO): L-tyrosine catabolic process
Cellular component (GO): endoplasmic reticulum membrane; Golgi membrane
Molecular function (GO): 4-hydroxyphenylpyruvate dioxygenase activity
Source: RefSeq, a predicted model, not a curated record